UUGCAUCGUAACUUAUAAAAUAAUUGAUUAAUUAAGUAUGCAUGCAAUAAACAAUUGAUACUUGAUGUGAAUAAUAUAUCCAGUUGCACAGUUGAUGCACUUAUUGAUUAUACGUCACAAGUGAGUCAAAAACUCAGGACUCUGGACAAGUGAUAAGAUUUGGAUAUUAAUAAAAAUGUUUGUGGUUUUUUGGAAAUUCUUCGAAUUUUUGCAAUACGUAGUUGGAUCGCGAAAGGAAACAAAAGAGAAUAAUAAGAAGCCAACAGGAAACGGAUGUCAGUUUCAGCAAGGCGCCGGCAGGCCACAAUUAAAAUGCAGCCUCACGAAGAAUGACUGCGUGUGUCCCACUGAGGACUUUAGGACUCAACGCAGACCUUCAUACAGCAAUGACGAGGAUGCUCAUAUUAUGGUGGAGGAAUGGCGUCUGCAAAGUGUCCAGUCCCCAAUUGAAUUGAAACAUGAAGACAGCAAUGAGUACGACCACUUUGACCCACUCGAAUUCCACGGACACUGGGACGAUGAAGGCAAAGCAAAAAUCGACAACAACGGAUUUACAGCCACAUUGAGAUUCAUCGAUCGCAAAAUGCCGAUUUUGGUGGGCGGGCCAUUGCACGAAGAUCACUACGUGUUUGAGCAGCUGCAUUUCCACUGGAGCGAGGACGAUCACAGCGGAUGCGAGCACAUUUUCGAGGGCAAAGCAUAUUCUAUGGAAGCUCACGCCGUGCACUAUAAUCAAAAAUAUGGAUCUUUUAAGGAAGCUGUUAACAAACAUGAUGGUCUUGCUGUUGUUGCCUUCUUUUUGCAAGCUACUGACGAAUACGAGAAUCCUUGCUUUAAUAAACUCUGCGAAGCGGUUAAAGAUAUACAGAAAAUUGAUUCAGACACAAAUGUACCAGCAGAUUGCCUCACCUGGAUUGAGAAAACAGCACAAUGCAAAGGAUAUUACACAUAUCAGGGCUCUUUGACAACCGAACCUUAUUUUGAAAGCGUUACUUGGAUUAUUUAUCCGAGACCUAUUCACAUCUCACGGAAACAAGUCGACGCUUUCAGACGUAUGAAAUCUACAUCAUGCGAAAAGCAUCACAUUGAGAACAAUGUCAGACCUUUGCAGACUCCAAUCAAGAAACUCGAUCUGAUCUAUGUCCGUACACAUAGAAAAUCUGAGUAAAGUGCCUCAAAGUUAGUAAUCUGAAGUGGAUUAUGUUUUAAUAAUCCGUAGUGGUAGUAUUGUUUGUAAUUUAUAUAUAGAUUUUAUGACAACGACGUGAAAAUUUUAGAAUUAUAUUUAUAUAAAGUGAGAAGAAAGUAAAGAUUAUUAGAUGAGAAGAAA
Dalotia coriaria is the source of this 1330-nucleotide messenger RNA. RefSeq names its product Carbonic anhydrase 3 (gene CAH3). Bases 176 to 1168 code for a protein of 330 amino acids. Gene Ontology annotation, molecular function: zinc ion binding; carbonate dehydratase activity. The record is from RefSeq and is a predicted model, not a curated record. Lineage: Eukaryota; Metazoa; Arthropoda; Insecta; Coleoptera; Staphylinidae. The transcript has 7 exons.